AUGACUGGAACAGAGUCUGGUCGGUUCGCACCCAAGGUGCCCGUUCAGCUGGAUCCACCAAAGGACGACCUCAUCGCCCCAGAGGAGCUGGCAAAGUGUAACGGCACUGAUCCCAGCCGCCCUACCUAUGUCGCCAUCAAGGGAAUUGUUUUUGAUGUGAGUCGCAACUCUGCCUAUGGUCCCGAGGGGCAGUACAAGGUGUUUGCUGGCAAAGAUGCGUCCCGCGCCCUGGCCUGCUCGUCCUUGAAGCCUGAAGACUGCAAACCCGAUUGGUACGACCUCCCGGACAAGGACAAGAAGGUGCUGGAUGAAUGGUUCACAUUCUUCAGCAAGCGGUACAACAUUGUGGGAAAGGUAAAGGAUGCGACGAACUACUGA
This is a messenger RNA of Aspergillus mulundensis, 378 nucleotides long. Its product is annotated as putative progesterone binding protein. Gene Ontology annotation, cellular component: endomembrane system; membrane. The transcript is spliced from 3 exons. The record is from RefSeq and is a predicted model, not a curated record. NCBI's taxonomy places the organism in Eukaryota, Fungi, Ascomycota, Eurotiomycetes, Eurotiales, Aspergillaceae. Bases 1 to 378 code for a protein of 125 amino acids.